GCUAUGCUCGACAUCAUUGUAUUGAUGUGGCAGCAGAUGCGAUCUACACUCUUCGAACGGCUAUGCUUGAGCACAAGGAGGUAUCAGGUCCGUGGCUUUUGGCGAACUACGACGAGUUCUUUGCUUUGUACAAUCCUCUUCUGCAAUGUCAG
This is a messenger RNA of Cladocopium goreaui, 152 nucleotides long. NCBI's taxonomy places the organism in Eukaryota, Dinophyceae, Suessiales, Symbiodiniaceae. The record is from the annotation of a GenBank genome assembly.